Alosa sapidissima (American shad) is the source of this 684-nucleotide messenger RNA. RefSeq names its product C-C motif chemokine 5-like. Gene Ontology annotation, biological process: monocyte chemotaxis; cellular response to interleukin-1; chemokine-mediated signaling pathway. Gene Ontology annotation, cellular component: extracellular region. The transcript has 3 exons. The record is from RefSeq and is a predicted model, not a curated record. Gene Ontology annotation, molecular function: CCR chemokine receptor binding; chemokine activity. Bases 178 to 462 code for a protein of 94 amino acids. NCBI's taxonomy places the organism in Eukaryota, Metazoa, Chordata, Actinopteri, Clupeiformes, Clupeidae.
UUGAAUUUAACUCAAGGCACUGCCGUCACAUGUUGCUAUAUGAGAUAUGAUGGAGUUUCCCCUUCCUUCCAAGAAGGUGUUUAAAUCCACUAUAUAGUCGAUAAGCAUUUCAGUCUUCUUCACAAAGAGCAUCUGCUCUCUUCAGCCUCAAAAUAAUCAUCCACUGCAUCUGUCACCAUGAGGACCCUGGCUGCUCUUCUGGCUCUGGUGCUGGUCAUCUCAGUUAGUGCUCAGUAUGGCGUUACUACUGUCCGCUGCUGUGUAAAACAUUACCCUGGGCCGAUACCAGUAGGCAGGGUGGUGUCUUACUUCACAACCAGCAGUAGAUGUGCCCUGAAAUCACGUGUGUUUAAAACAAUACUACAUAAGGAGUUCUGUGUGAACUCUAACCUGGGCUGGGUAAAUAACAUUGUCACCAAGUUGGACAAAAAGACAGGACCUUCUACAGUCUCCCAUCGGUGAAUGAAUCAUCAUCAGCUUUGGUCGUCUUGGGAGAAGUCCCUCCGAAACUAACCAGCGUUGACAGUGAAUUUUUAUCCAGCUGACUUAAGCUACUUCGAUCUUUGGCCAUAUUCCAGCAGAACAGAUACUGUAUCUCAAUGGGACCGUCCUAAAUAGAGGAUACAAACAGAUAAACAAAUGCUGCUGUUCCCAUAUAAUCAUUGUUGUGUAGUUUGAAAAUGA